Molecule: messenger RNA, 4342 nt
Organism: Eublepharis macularius
Lineage: Eukaryota; Metazoa; Chordata; Lepidosauria; Squamata; Eublepharidae
Gene: ARMC5
Product: armadillo repeat containing 5
Exons: 6
Coding region: 69-3434 (1121 amino acids)
Biological process (GO): anatomical structure morphogenesis
Cellular component (GO): cytosol
Molecular function (GO): protein binding
Source: RefSeq, a predicted model, not a curated record
GCUGGGACGCCUUAGCCCCCCUCCCUCUGACCUCCCCCCCGCCCCCCGGGCUAGGGGCAUCUCCCAAGAUGGCAGCUUCUGCUCCGAAGGGUGGGGGCGGCUCCCCCGGCGGUUCUCUCAGCUACUGCCUGGCCCAGUUGCAGAAGGGGACGGAGCCGGGCCUCGGCCGGGCCCUGCUGGCCCUCAGGACGCAGCACAUCAAGGAGGCCGGGGGCAUCGCUCGCUUCAGGAGCCGCGGGGGGCUGGCGCCCCUCCUGGGGGUCCUGGCCAGCGCCCCCCGCCCGCGGCGCACCCUCGACCUGGCCCUCAGCAUCCUGGGCAACUGCUGCACCGAGGGGGGCAGCCGCACCCAGGUGCGCGAGCUUGGGGGGAUCCCGCCCCUCGUUACCGUCCUGAAAUCGCUCGCUGUGGAAAGUAUCCAGAACCGGACAGCUCGGGCUCUCGGCAACUUGGCUGUAGACACAGAGAACUGCCAGGCCAUCCAUGAAGCAGGAGCUGCUCCCUUGCUGGUCCAGAUCCUCACCACCUCCCAGGACAGCGAGUGUUUGCAGAGCGUGAUGCGAGCGGUGCGGUACCUGGCUGACUCGCCUGCUCAUCGCCUGGCCUUGGCCCAGCAGGGGGCAGUGCGCCCCAUUGCCGAGCGCUUGACUUCCUCCCUGGAUGACAUCGCCCUGGUUGCCGCAGCCGUGCGGGCCCUGCUUGAGCUAACGAAGGGCUGCAACCGUGACUGUGCCGAGCAGCUCAGCCUGGGGGGUGGGGUGGCACCCCUGGUGACCUUGGCGAGCCACGACAAGCAAACAGUGCGGGAGUCUGCCCUCGCAGCCCUCGCCAACCUUUGCCUUCAGGGUGUGCUGCGUCCGGCCGUGGGCAACGCCGGUGGGGUGGAAGUGCUGGUGGGGGAGAUCCAGAGACGGAAAAGCGCUGGUGCUCCAGGAGUUUCCCUCCAUGCGCUGGUGAGAGCUCUCUGCUUGCUGUGCCGGGAGGCGGUCAACAGAAGCCGGAUACGUGAGGCGGGGGGGCUGGAGCUGCUGCUCUCCCUGUUGCGGGAUCGAGGCUAUAGUUCCUUCCACGCCCGUGUGGUGGUGGCUUUUGUGGCUUUCCUCUACGAUGAAGAGGCCUUGGAGAUCCUGCAGGCCAGAGGGCUGGUGCCUUUACUGGUGGGGAGGCUGACAGCUCAUGGCCAGUGGAGUAGCCAGGAACAAGAGGAGGCUGAAGAACGGGAAGACGAGAGAGAUGCUGCGUCUUCCGACUUCCCUGCAGAGGGGCGCCGUGGGGAGCAGGCCAUGCCUGGAGCAGAGUCUUCCAGCUUCCAGAGUCUCAGGUCCUGGCUCCUCUCCGAAGGCUAUAUUGCUAGUCCCGGUGACCUUUCCCCACAGUGGUCCCCUGACACCACCCUUUCUGAACUGGAUGCCCAAGUAUGCAUCAGCCCCAAUCAGGAACUGCAAGAUGAGCCCCUGGGGUCUUGCCAAGCCCCAUCGGAAGUCCAAACCCAGUCCAGGGCAGAAUCCCCCGAUUUCUUAAAUUGUCCGUUGUUGGAUGUCACGCUUGAAGAACAGCCAGGCUGUUCUGAGCCAGUAAACCUGGCAGAAGAAGGUGGCACGCAUUCGGAAGAGAGUCUUUGCCCGGCUGCCUUGCCUGUCUCAGAAGAAAAUGGAAGUCUCUGUUCAGCACAGUCACCUUUCCUAGAGACCAUGGAUCCAUCGGGGGUCAAGGAGCACGAAGCAGUUGGGACUGAUCAGCGGCAGAAGGGUCCGGCGACAGUAUUGCCGGAGGCAAGCUCAGCAGAAGCUCCUAGAAAAACAGAAUGGUCAACUCGGCUUGUGCUGGCAACAGAUGAGAAUGAGCCAGGGCCUGGGAGCCUGCACACAGCUGUAUCUCUUCCAAGCAAGGGUGGCCAAAACCAGCCGUCACCCAGGUGUGGUACCAAAUUGCUGAACACAGGAGAGGCAUGUCUGGCACCCAAAAAGCUGACCCUUCAGAAUUCCCCAGGUUCUCCUGAGGAAUCCAGGCCACCUACCUUCUGCUGGAAGCGGCGUGCCAAGUUUCGGUUAGCAUCCGAGCAAGCUGCGCCUCCUCAAACCUCACGCCCCACUGGAGAGACCUCAUCUCAGCUGCUCUCCUUGGCCUUGCCGCUCUCUUUCUCUCCACACGGGGGCGACAGAGAGCUGCAUGCCCCUGAAGCCCCGGCCCUGCUGCUGCUCUCGAGGUUUUCUCAAGCUGAGGAUCCCAGUCGCACCUUGGUGACACCGACCACAUUGCGUGGUCUGCUCCGCUAUAUCACGGGGAGCCCCUCCCCCUCAUCCCGCUGCCUUCGGCUGCUGCAUCGUCUCACCUGCAACCCCGCCUGUCUGGAGGCCUUUGUCCGUUCCUUCGGGGCCUCGCUCAUCCGUGCCUGGCUAGUGCUGGGUGUGUCCCCAGAGGAAGCUGCUAGUGCUACUGAGCAGAAAGAGAUGGAGCCAAGGAAUCCUGAUGUUGGACACCGCAACACUGGGAAAUUCAAGGAACUGGGUGAGACGCUGCUGAUGAACUUGCGCGUACAAGCGGAGUCCCCUUUUGGCGUGGGGGUCCUCAACCACAUGCUGCUGUCGGGCCCCGAGUCAGACCAGGUGGCCUGUGCGCUUGCCCUGCCCCUCAUCUGCAGGAAGGAUUCCCUUUGCCGGAAGCUUCUCCUGGACCACUCUGGCCUGCGUCUCCUGCUGGGCGCCCUGGUGCGAGGCCCUGACCCCCACUUCAUCUUCUAUGCCUCCGAUUCACUCUCCUUCCUCCUGGGCUCUCAAGCUCCACCUGCUGCUGGGGUCUCUGCUCCUGCCUUAAAGCGGCCCCGCCUGGACCCCCUCCUGCCCUGUUCUUACCUCCACUUGGUGGAUGAAGGCAGGGCUGACCUGCACUUCCAGCUUGACGACGGCGCCUCAGUGCCCGCCUCGCGUCAGGCGGUAAGCGCAGCCUCCGAGGUCUUCCGUGCCAUGCUGGGUGGAGGGUUUGCUGAGUCAAGCCGUGCUGCUGUGGCGCUCCAUGGUCUGUCGCCUGAGCCCUUCCUGGCCCUUGCACACUUCCUUCACGGCUGCCGGGGGAAGCCUUGCCCGGUGCUGGGUGUGCCGUUCUCCCUCGCUUUGGCAGAAGAAAUUUUCACGGUUGCUGAACAAUACCUCCUCCCCGAGCUCCAGUCUCUGGUUGAUGAUGCCAUGUGCCAGGACUACUUACACCCUGGGACUAUUGGAGAGGUGUACUGCUUGGCUGAGCGGCAGAACCGGCCCUGCCUGCUCCAGCGAUGUGCCUCCUACGCUCUCUGGGAGUUGGCAGAACCCACCCAGCAAGCCGCUGUGUUGGCUGAACUAGUCGGAUCCACUGGACAUCCCAGUGAGUUGGCUGAGGAGCUCCUGAGGGCAGUCCUGGCAUCUCCGUGGGGAUCUGGUUGUGAAGGGCAGCUAGGAUGAAAGCCUGUGCACUUGCCUCCUUGCUCUCCAAUCUCACACACACAUGACCAAAGUAUUAGUGUUGUAGUGGAACACACCAAUGCACGUGCAUCAGGAAUGCAAAGAAUAAACGGGAUGUUCUUCCAAGAAGGGUGGUCCAGUGGCCAGUCCCACAGUGGUAUGAGGUUCGACACUCCUGAGUGGACAGUCUUGGGGGAUGGAGUGGCAAUGAGUCCCACAGCAAAGUGGGUUGUGUAUAUGAGGUGGGGGGGUGGUGGAGGCAACUGCACUGGGAAAAGCAAAGAACAGGGAUAUGGGCUGUUGGAAAGAUGGUGCUAACCCUGCCAGCUUGUAAAGUUGGCAGAAGAAAGCUUUAAAAGAAGAGUUGGAGAAAUUUGCAAAGGAAUUGUGGCUGGAAAUCCUGGUCAACCGCAACAUUGUCUCCCUUCCCCUUUUAUUUGCAGAGAAGUUCCCUUCCAGUAAUGGGAGGAGCACGCUGGCAUUCUCUUAAGUGGUUCUGGGUGUGGCAGCAAUGGAAAGUGGGUGGUGGGUCCCUUCCUGGUAGGGGGGAACUCAAGGGAAGGGGCUCCAGAUUGCACACCCAAGUAUUCAGAUGGCUACCACACCACGAGGAGGCGGCUCUGCAGAAAUUCCUCCUCCACUGUGCGAGAGGAUGUCUUUGCAGUGGAGGUAUUGGAGGGGCAUUAAUAAGUAACGAAAGGAGCCUGAAAGAAGAGGAGGAAGAUCCUGCAGAAUGCGCCACUUUGACUUGCUCCUUCUGGGAUCCAUAAGAAGAGAAGGCGCGCGCGCGUGUGUGUGUCGGGGGGUGCUUUGUAAAUCGGGAGGCUAAUUGGAGGGGUCUGGCUCAGUCGUGCAGGUAGAAUUCUGUUGCAUCUAAGCUAUUGUACAUAGAGAAAUAUAGAUUCAGA